AUGGAUUUUGUUGAAAAUAACGAUACUGGGGAUGAUAUUGAUAGAUGGGAAUUUUCCAUUCAGUCAGUCAUCAAUAGGUUCAAUGAAACCAAAAACUCCAUUGCCCUCGACCUAGCGAGUCAUCCAUCGAGACCUACCAACGUGAACGGACAGGGAUGGAGAAGACCUCAGGCAGGGUUUAUCAAAAUCAACACUGAUGCAGCGUUGAGCAAAAGAGGAAGCUGUCUGGCCAUGGUUGUGAGAAAUGACGUAGGAAACAUCCUUCUUAUCAGAACUUUCAAAUCCGAGAUUGAAAUCCUAGAAGUGGCGGAAAUGGAAGCUAUUCUGAAGGCUGUUCAGGUGGCUACCAGUCAAAGUUGGAACAAUAUCUGCAUCGAAUCUGAUGCCUCCGCUGUCAUUGAUACCUUAUCAUCCAAGAAUAGGAAGUCUCUUCACUGGAAAGCUGAGCACCUAGCUAAUCAUAUUUUUCAGUUGAUCCCCAUGUUUGAUAAUUUGUCUUUUGUUUGGACUGCGAGAGAAUACAACAAUCUUGCCCAUUUAGUAGGGCAGUGGGCUAAAAAUUCUAGUUUUUUUGGAGAGGUGUAUCUUUAUUCCUUGCCCUCUUUUUUGUUAAGACGUUUGAUUCAGGAAAGCGUUCGUGGUGUAGCUACCUGA
Messenger RNA from Ziziphus jujuba (common jujube), 654 nucleotides. RefSeq lists its product as uncharacterized. The transcript is spliced from 2 exons. The coding region runs from base 1 to 654 and encodes 217 amino acids. Lineage: Eukaryota; Viridiplantae; Streptophyta; Magnoliopsida; Rosales; Rhamnaceae. The record is from RefSeq and is a predicted model, not a curated record. Gene Ontology annotation, molecular function: RNA-DNA hybrid ribonuclease activity; nucleic acid binding.